Molecule: messenger RNA, 3443 nt
Organism: Labrus mixtus (cuckoo wrasse)
Lineage: Eukaryota; Metazoa; Chordata; Actinopteri; Labriformes; Labridae
Gene: acsf2
Product: acyl-CoA synthetase family member 2
Exons: 16
Coding region: 224-2077 (617 amino acids)
Biological process (GO): fatty acid metabolic process
Molecular function (GO): medium-chain fatty acid-CoA ligase activity
Source: RefSeq, a predicted model, not a curated record
GGACUGGUCUGCAGGACUCCCACGGUGGGCUGCAUUGUGUGUGUGCAGCAGUCAAGUGGUGACUGAUCAGGGUCCGAGGAAGACGCUGCUAAUACUCAACAGUUGCAGGUCACGUUUAAAGGAGCAGUUUUGUGUUAAAGGUCAGUCUUGAGUCUUUCCUGCAGCAGCUCAUAAAGAAGUUCUCCAGGAAACAACCAGCGUCAGUGCGGAGGGGCGAGGUGAGAUGCAGCUGCAAACGAUGAUCCCCAAGAUCGCGUUCUGCUCCCGGACUCUGAGGAGCCAGUGUGCCGCUCCUGGAGCUCUGCAAGGUCUGCACAGAGCAUGGACUCGUCGGACAGGGUUACCUGCAGCGAGCCGGGGCAUCCAUGUGGACUCUCUGCCCAACAUCCCCACCCUCACUACCAGCUACGUCCACGGCACCUCUUCCUCGCCUCUCCUCCACUACACGGUAGCAGAGGCGCUGCAGAGGACCGUGGAGCGAGUGCCCGACAGGGAGGCCAUGGCCUUCCUGCAGGACGGAGUCCGCAAGACCUUCGCUCAGUUUCAGCAGGACGUGGACCAAGCUGCAGCCGGGCUGCUGGCGCUGGGCUUGACUAAAGGAGACCGCCUCGGUAUGUGGGGGCCAAACACUUACGAGUGGAUCCUGUUCCAGUUUGCCACAGCUAAAGCGGGUAUUAUAAUGGUGUCUGUGAACCCGGCGUACCAGCAGCAGGAGGUGGAGUAUACGUUGAGGAAGGCCGGCUGUAAGGCCGUGGUGUGUCCCGCUCAGUUUAGGACUCAGAAGUACUGCGACAUGCUGAGAAAGAUUUGUCCAGAGAUCGAGACGGCCACGCCAGGAGACAUCAGGAGUCCCAGACUCCCAGAGCUCCGCACUGUGAUUGUCUUGGACAGCCGACAGCCAGGAAUGCAUCAUUUCGAGGACGUGAUGCAGGCGGGAAGCAGCCAGUUCGUUCAGCAGCUCCACGAUCUGCAGAAGAAGAUCUCCUUCGACGACCCCAUCAACAUCCAGUUCACCUCGGGCACAACCGGAGCUCCAAAGGGCGCCACUUUGUCUCAUCACAACAUCAUCAACAACGCCUUCUACACGGGCCACAGAAUGGGAUACGACUGGAGGCCUCUCACUCGUAUCUGUCUGCCCGUGCCCUUGUAUCACUGCUUCGGCUCGGUGGGUGGAGGGUUGUGUAUGGCCGUGCACGGCAUCUCCCUGGUGUUCCCCUCUGCCGGCUACGAUGGGAAGGCGAACCUGGCAGCUAUAGAGAGUGAACGGUGCACCUUCAUCUACGGCACCCCGACCAUGUACGUUGAUCUGCUGAGCCAGCCGGACUUUGCUAAAUAUGAUUUGUCCUCCAUUGAAGCAGGCAUCAUGGCCGGUUCCCCUUGUCCUCCAGAACUUAUCAGGAAGAUCAUCGGUGUGGGCAUCAAGCAGAUAACUAUUGGAUAUGGAACCACGGAGAACAGCCCUGUGGCGUUCUGCGGCUCCGCCAACGACAGCCUGGAGAGGAAAGCUGAGACCUGCGGCUACAUCAUGGACCACUUAGAGGCUAAAAUAGUGAACCCUUCAACAGGAGAGACGGUUCCUCUGGGAGAGCUGGGGGAGAUUAUGAUCAGAGGAUACUCCGUGAUGUUGAAGUACUGGGCUGAUGAAGCCAAAACAAAAGAGUGCAUCACUCCGGAGGGCUGGUACAAAACCGGAGAUAUCGGCAGCAUGGACGGGUUCAGCUACCUGAAAAUCGAGGGCAGGAUUAAGGACAUGAUCAUCAGAGGGGGCGAGAACAUUUACCCGGCGGAGAUCGAACAGUUCCUGCACACGCAUCCCAAAGUGAAGGAGGCCCAGGUUGUUGGAGUUACGGACGAGCGUAUGGGAGAGGAGGUCUGCGCCUGCAUCAAACUGGUGGACGGACAAGAGAGCACCGCAGAAGAAAUCAAAGCUUUCUGCAGGGGACAGAUCGCUCACUUCAAGAUUCCUCGAUACGUUCUGUUUGUGACCACCUACCCGCUCACCAUCACUGGAAAGAUCCAGAAGAACAAACUGUGCGAGGUGGCUGAGGAGCAGCUCGGACUGGUGAAGGGAAAAUGAGAGAACUGUAUAGAAAUGUAGAUCAUGUACCAAACAAACACGUAAAAUAUCAUAAAAACAGACAACCUCCUUUAAGGUGUAGACGAGUGCGAAGCUUCAGGAUGAACCAGAUACAUCUAUCCAUCCUCCUGUAACCAGCUGUGAAAGACAACAAACCCCUCCCUCUAAAAAAAGACCAAAACCAACGAUUAACAAGAGACCACUAACGAUUCAAGAAUAAGAACACAGAGACAAGAUGCUGAAAAGAGUCUCCAACUAAUGCACUUUUCACUCCUGUUCAUAUUCAAUCAUGAUGUUUAAAGGAAGAAUGUGCAACUUUUUGAUCCAGUAGAUGUCGCCCUUGAGCACCAGCAUGAAACCAAAACAAACUUCUGUUAGGCCACGCCUCCUCCAUACUGAAGCCUCCGCUCUCCUCCAGAGACACACCUCCAACCCCCCUCCACUCACAUUUGCACAAAGGAAUUAUGAAUUAGAACGCACCAUAAUUAAGCUCCAUUAAGCACAACUAGCGGAUAAAAGUGUCCUUUGCUCGAGCUGCAAUCAGCUGUGUCCUGCAUUGUUGUGUUAGCAUGCUAAUGUUAGCACACUUUAGUUAGCUCGUAGCUUCACAUUGCAUGUACAUUGACACAGAAUGAGCGUGAUCUAAAAACUCUUACUAACAUCCAAAUAAUCAGUGAGUAUGUUCUUCUUCUUCUCUCUAGUUCUUCACUAAAACAGCUUUUAUACACAAGGGGAGGAGCCGGCCGUCCCGUCCAUGUAAACACAGCUCUGACAACAACACAGCCAGCGGGACUCGAGCUUCUCCCUCAUUGUAGACAGUCAUGACUCAGAGACACAUUUACACAGGACAGACUGGAUUUAACAUGUUGCACAUUCUUCCUUUAAUUCUUGUUCUGUUUUAAAAAGUUCCAUCUUCACUGGGACACUUCAGCAACAACAAAUCAGGAAUCAUUUGGUGGCUGUUUCACUAAAGUUUAAAUAAUGGGAUUUGUUGAGUCACAGCAGCAGCAUCCUCUCACAGCUGUCUUUGUGAAAAGGUGAAACCAAACGUCCAGUAGUCAAUGCAGAAGUAGAUUUGUUGUGAAGCAUCCGAGCCGCUCUCAGUGAAACACGCCGUCCUUGAACGACUCUUUGCAGCUUGAUCCGAAGGCUCCUUCAGUUCUGUCCGUCUUCAGAACUGAAGGAGCCUUUCAGAGGAGAGGUGAAACAUCUUCAAAGCUCGCUUUGAUUCACCAUGACCUGAUGACUGAGAACCUUCACAGACAUGUUGAACGCCUCGUUUAUUCUUUUUUUUAAUCCAGCAGAAAGCUUUAAAAAAAUGAUUUUCUACAUCAACUUGAAAUAAACUUUGUACCACGUUAUUAAA